This is a messenger RNA of Talpa occidentalis (Iberian mole), 4494 nucleotides long. RefSeq names its product RAB4A, member RAS oncogene family (gene RAB4A). Bases 136 to 792 code for a protein of 218 amino acids. The transcript has 8 exons. Gene Ontology annotation, cellular component: postsynaptic recycling endosome. Gene Ontology annotation, molecular function: GTPase activity; GTP binding. The record is from RefSeq and is a predicted model, not a curated record. Gene Ontology annotation, biological process: Rab protein signal transduction; regulation of endocytosis. NCBI's taxonomy places the organism in Eukaryota, Metazoa, Chordata, Mammalia, Eulipotyphla, Talpidae.
GGGGUGGCGGGCGGUUGCCGGGGGACCGCGGGCCCCUCUCCUCCGCCCCCCGCCCCCCCCGUCCGGGGCCGGCCCAGCCCCCUGCGCCGGCCGGGCGGGAGCUGCGGCGGCGGCGAGAGGCGGCGCCGCUCCAAGAUGUCGCAGACGGCCAUGUCCGAGACCUACGAUUUUUUGUUCAAGUUCUUGGUUAUUGGAAAUGCAGGAACGGGCAAGUCUUGCUUACUUCAUCAGUUUAUUGAAAAAAAAUUCAAAGAUGACUCAAAUCAUACAAUAGGAGUGGAAUUUGGCUCAAAGAUAAUAAAUGUUGGUGGCAAAUAUGUAAAGUUACAGAUAUGGGAUACAGCAGGCCAAGAACGAUUCAGGUCUGUGACAAGAAGCUACUACAGAGGAGCAGCUGGCGCCCUCCUGGUCUAUGACAUCACCAGCCGAGAAACCUACAAUGCGCUUACUAAUUGGUUAACAGAUGCCAGAAUGCUAGCGAGUCAGAACAUCGUGAUCAUCCUCUGCGGGAACAAGAAGGACCUGGACGCUGAUCGGGAAGUCACCUUCCUAGAAGCCUCCAGGUUUGCUCAAGAAAACGAACUGAUGUUUUUGGAAACAAGCGCACUAACAGGGGAGAAUGUAGAAGAAGCCUUUGUACAAUGUGCAAGAAAAAUACUUAACAAAAUUGAAUCAGGUGAGCUGGACCCAGAGAGGAUGGGCUCAGGUAUUCAGUACGGAGAUGCCGCCCUGAGACAGCUACGGUCACCACGACGCUCACAGGCUCCAAGCGCUCAGGAGUGCGGCUGUUAGAAGCAGCACAGGAAGACACAGGUUCAUACAAUGGUAUUUGAGACACAAUUGUCGGAGCUUGAAGAAUCUGAAGUUUUUUAUCACCAUCUUUUUCUACUUUAUGCAGAAGUAGAUCUUUGUGCAAAAAAAAAAAAAGAUGUGGCACAGCAAACCAAAUCAUAUAAUAAACCUAAUUCAAUGGACAGUCCCAUUAGAUGUAAACAUGUACGUAAACACUUUCUGUUCCAUAUUUUCCCUUUCCUCUUUGGUUGAAAUCCUGGCUAUGUACUGUACAUACUCCAGCCGGGAAGUCUCCACAGCAUGGCAUCUGACGUGUGAUCCGACGGAACUGGCACUAAAUGCAGUCUAAUUUUUUUUUUUAAUCAUGUCAACUAAAACUUGCUAAUCGUGAGGUGUGCUUUGCUCAUCACAUUGCUUACAAGGCCAGUCGGUUCUCUUUAUGACCUGAGGUUCAGAGACUCUGGCGUCUAGGCCAGGACAGUGUUGAUUUAGCUCUGCUUCCCUCUGUCCACAAGGCGUUGACAUGACCACACUUGAAACACUAGAUCGGUAGUUAACUCACAAAGCAAAAUAAAAUGAAAAAUUGAGUCUUUCCAGCUCCAUCCAGGAAGUGUAGCCUGAGUACCUGCUCUGUGUGAGGCACUGUGAGGCACAAAAGGAUUCCGCACUUGAACCAAACUUAACUCGGCAACAGAUUCUACCCUCAACUGUUGGUAAAUGCAACAGACCAAGUAACUUGGGACUGCUUGUCUGUUCCCAGUUUGCUGACUUGGUCUCCCUACUACAAAAAACACAUUGUUUACUCCUUGCUUUUUGUGGGUUUCAGCAUUACAGUUACCACUGCCUCUUUUUUAAGUCUUUUAUUGUUUUGUGUUUAAGGAAACCCACCAAAUCAAGUUAAUAUUAAAGGGAAACCAUCCCUUAGGAAAUUUCUGUAGUGCUUUUGCCGAAUACUUAAAUGCCUUACUUACCGUUAUCAAGUUGACAUGUUUUUAAUUCACAUAAGGUUUGUUGAAAUAUAAUAUAUAUUGUAUUACAAAGAAGUGUUCUAAUAUUUUAAAAUGCAAUGCAAAAAAUACAGUGUAGCAUUUUUUCCUUAAAGUGGAAGUAUAGUAUUUAAGGCUGCAAGGUCAGAAAGGUCAUCUUACCUGUUCUUCCACUGUGACUUUUUAGCUGCGACUGCUUGGCAGAUUUCAUUACCACUUAGUGAGUUAGACAAUCCCUACUGCUUUUUGUUGCUUUAUUUUCAUCAACAGCAUAGUGGCAUUACAAACUCUGGGAAGUGAUUUUUAAAACACCAUCUGCUUUAGCUCUUUUAAUUUUGCUUUUAUAACGCCUUAUUUUCUUUUAAGAAAUCCUCAUAUGAAGCAAAUCCUCAGACAGAACUAUUUCCUGGACCUCACUGGAAGAAUUGUUUCAUUUAUGAUACUUUUGCAAGCUGCUCAUUUUUGAAGUUUCUUGUCUGGGUUAGGAACAUGUCCAUCUAACAUCAAUUUGUUCAAAAGCAAGAAAUUUAGAAAUAAGCUAAAUGUCAAGUUGAUUUACAAAUGAACCUGUUCAUUAAACCACAGGCACUGUAUUUCCAUUCCACAUCCUUUGGCCAAUAAAAGUUGCUAGAGAACUAGUGGUUCUUAAUAGAAGGCCUUUAGAAAAAAAUAAAGAGGGGAGGUGAUUUGGAAUUGGGAAAUUCAAAGGGUUUUAGAACUAGGGACAGAAACCAAAUGUAUUUCUUAUUCCACAGUUAGUCUAGUAACAAGCGUCAUACAUACAUUCCCCACAACUUAAGUUUUCUGGAUGCUCUUAAUUUACAUUUCUAGAAAAGUAUUACUUCACUCUUCUUAGAAACAAAUUCUAAGCUCCCCUUAGGCUUGAGGUUAUAAUUUAUUCUUUUGCAGUCCAGCAUUUACAUGAAAAUAAGAACAUCAGAAUACUGGGAUUCUGUAAUGAUUUUAUUGAGAACCUAACACCUGUGAAUUACAUAAGAAUUUUUGGAAUCUUUCAGAACAUUGAUCCCUUGCCAAAGCAUUCGCCAUUGCUCAAAUCAGAACCUUAAAUGAUUUGUCAUUCACACUGUGACACAGUUGAUGAUUCUUCAUUCUCUGCCAAAUUUGUCUUUUUUUUUCUUUGAAGGCAGAACUAGACUUUAAAACUCCUCUAAGUUUUUAAUCAUGUUUUGUACCAGCUGUACAGUGAGUCUUACUUUCUGUUCAUGUACCUAUACCUACCUGUUCAUUUACAAACCACUAGACUUGGUCUCUGGUUUUGCUUGGUCACUCCCAAUUGUGUAAACUUCUUUGAUGAGCUGUUUUUAGAAUUUUAGAGGAACUGUUCUGAGAACACGCAACCUACUAGUUGCAGAAAGACAAGUGACUUGAGUAAAUUGUUACCAUUACCCUCUGACUAUACUGCUUACUGCUAGAAAAUACUGUGAUCAGAGAGUCUUUGUUUUUGUUUUGUUUUGUUUCCUUUAAAAUAGCAUUGAUACGCUUUUCAAGUUCUUAUAAGGAGGUUUUCAAACAUACACAAGUAUGGAGAAGAUCGCCCAAUGAACCACAGUAUCAUCCAGCUUCAACAAUCAUCCACAUUGAGCCAAUCUUGUUUUAUCUACAUUUACCCACUUUUUUUAGGCUGUAGUAUUUUAAAACAUCCAAGGCAUCUGUCACCUCACCCAAAAAUAGUUCAGUGUUCAUCUCUGGCAAGAAUUUUGUUUUUAAUUUUUAUAAUCAAUCUAUCUUUGGAAAUUUCUGAAAUAGAAGGCCAGGAAUGGUUAUGCUUUCUCUUAUCUUGCAAUUAUAUGAGGUUGAUUUUCUAAAACAAAAUUGAAAAAGCAAAAUGCACAUCUUUCAUACAGUGUUCCUGGAGGUUAUUUCCCAGCAUGUGGCCAUUUGGACCAGAAGUGCUGUCCCCUGGCCCAAAGGACAGUCAGGCCCCCAGCAGGCGGCCCGUCCUCAUGGCCAGCACAGACAGCUGCAGGGGCAUCGAGCCGCACAGGGCUGGCUGUUCAGAGCCUCAUUAUGGCCACGGCCAGUGCAAUUCCAUGAAGUAGACCUAAUCUGAAUCCUCUCCAUCUGUGUACAUACCAUUAUGAAGAAUGUAUUUGACUUUGACGCAUGCGUUUCGCCACACUUGGAUGCACGCUCACUAAAUAUGAAGUGAAUGGAGCCACAUCAGAAACUUGCAAUAACUCCGUGCUCCUUCGUGCCAGAGGACAGCUUCCUUUGCCUUCUGUGGGAGCCAGAGGAGGAGUAUACAAGCUGUGCUUCAACAACUUUCUCUUACUUCUUAAUGUAAUGUGUAAAUUUCCUUCUGAAGAAGACCAGAGUUAAGAAAACAAACUUGCUAAAUUUUGGAAUAUUUUAUAUUCCAAAAUAUCCUGCAAAUAAUUAUGAUGACUAAAUAUUUAAGGACCAACUAUGUAUGAGUGUAAAAUGUGAAUUUCUGUAGGUUGGGUGGGAUGCCCUCAAAUCAUUUCACAUUGAAUAGGAAGUUUUGUGAGAUGGUUCAUCAGACUAAUUCUACCACAUGAUUCUCCUUUCUAGAAAGUCAUCAUGUUGGGUUCUGUGGCCAUAAAUGUCGUGCCCUCAUACUAUGACCAUCUCCCCGGGAGGGACGUGAUGCUUUAAAAUACCUGUGCAUUUCUCCGGACACCCCUAGCUGUCACAUCACAGCACAGGCUGUGACUCCCUCACCUAUGACCUCCCC